UGGCAUUAUCUGCGAAACUAAAUUUCUUUACUUGGGUUAGCUUUACAUUUGCGUUUUGUACACUUCCGGGAGAAAGGUCUAAGUGAAAAUGAUGUCAAAACAACGAAACUAGCUCUGAGUCACCGGAAUUGUAAUGUAACACAGAUGAUCCUUGUGCUAUUGACAAAAGAUAUCACCCUUACUUGUGUGACUACAAGAAGAAAACAUAAAAUACUCAACAAAAGGGAGAUUAUAUAAGACUUCCAAACCCUUGGGAAGAGGGUUUUAUGAAGAGAAACUUCCGUCAUGGUCACUCAUACAACAAUACAGAAAUAUAAGCAGAAUUACUUUGCUUUAUGUUUGACAGGGUUGUUUGGGUGUAAGUGGCAUAGAUACAAACAAUCCAGGAGAUACAGCAAAAAGGCUGACAUAGCAUGGUUUGCCGUCCUUCUGCUGUCUUUCCUCUUCAUCACAUUUUGGUUUUAUUACUGGUUAAUUACAGAGAAUGAUAGCAACUCAUUUGAUUGGUUUUUAUACAGCAAAACAAAAGUAUGGAUUCCGUGGUACCUCAUUAUAAUUAUUUUAACAAGCCUCUCAUUUGGCUACUUGGCUUUCCUCAUGCUCUUGGCCAUGUGUCAUAUAGUGAUAGGGCACCAGAUCUACAUGCACCACUGCCACCGUGCCCUGGUUGUGACCAUAGUUGUGGUAGGUGUGAUUGUGGCCAUUGCGUUAGGUGUGAUGGGGAAAGCAGAUUUCACAAGAAUGAUGGAAGUCCUCACACUGGACCUGUCCUUCCAGAUCACAGGGCCGUGGCUGCAUAUUGGUGCUGUAGUACUUAUGACAGGAAUGUCCUGGAUAGUGGCAGAGCAGUGGAUGUAUUGGAACAAAACGGGACUGAAGAUAUUUUGGCUGCUGGUGUAUAUAGUUGUUAUGGUGGGCCUGUACAUAGUCCCUGUAUUUAUCCAGUCACCUUGUAUUGGAGAUAGUUCCACUCUGCCUGAUAAACCCAUGGUUAUGGCACACAGGGGAGCUGCUGCAAUCUCUCCAGAGAAUACACUGAGGGCAUUUAGGAGAUCUGCGGAUUUUGGAGUCUUGGGGUUCGAGUCUGAUGUCAGGGUGAGUCGUGAUGGUGUUCCAUUCCUAAUGCAUGAUAAAACUUUACGGAGAACCACAAAUGUCGCUGAAGUUUUCCCGGACAGAAAAGACGAAUUGGCAGAGAACUUCACAAUCUCAGAGUUGGAACAAUUGAAUGCUGGGGCAUGGUUUAUGAAGCAAAACCCCUUCCACACAGUUUCAAGUCUCAGUGAAAGCACAAAGGAGCUGUACACCAACCAAACCAUUCCUACUCUCCUACAACUCUGCACAUUAGCCAGGCUGCUGAACAAAACAGUGAUGUUUGAUCUCCGGGUGGAAUCUGAAGACCAUCCAUACUAUAAUACUUCUGUUAAUGUCACAGUUGAUGCUAUAAUGAAAUCAAAAAUACAGCCAAGUAUGGUAUGGUGGCUAAGUAACACCACCAAUAAUACCCAGUACCCUGCUGACUUCACCACAGUCUAUCCAAUAAAGGGGAAGUCCCCGUCUGUGGAGCAUCUCCAAAAAGAGGGGAUUCACAGGGUGAACUCUCAAUAUGUGCUUACACAGGAAGAAAUCAGUACAUAUGCCAGUCACAAUAUCAGCAGCAAUGUGUAUGUGGUGGACAGUCCGUGGUUGUUUUCACUGUUCUGGUGUAUGGGAACCGCGUCUGUGACCACCAACAUGUGCCACGUGUUCGCACAGAUGGACAGGCCUUCCUGGUAUAUUAGUCCACAGAGCUAUCUGAUCAUCUGGGUGCUGACCGAUGUUAUCUCCGCCAUCCUUGUCAUAACCUUCUUCAUUAUCCAGAGGUUCAGAAGUCGAGUUCGUAUUUUUGAACUCCAACAUGCGCCCACCUAGAAUCCAAGCACCUUUUUCCUUUCUUUAUAUUUACAUGGCAUUUUCCUACCUUGUUACUUAGUUUAUACAGCACCUUGUUGCCUAACUUUGUCCACACCUUGUUGCCUAACUCUUUCUGCACCUUGUUGUUCUUUACAUACCCAAAUGUUGUUGCUUAACCAGCACUGUAGUUACCUGCUAGUUGAUGUCUGGUGCAUUGAAUGCCUGUGGCUAGUAGUUUUCUGUGUUUAAAUUAUUACCUGACUAAUAUAAUUCUUCAUAUUUUCCCUCUCUUUCCUCGUAUAGCACAUUAUUUAGUUACACUCAACUGUUGUAAUGGCUGUGAAGUAGAGUGAUAUGUGAAGGAGUUUUUUGUUUUUUAAUCAAGUUGGGGUUCUCCUUGGGAUACAGAAGUUAUCUGAAAUGGAUGAUAGAAGUGAUGUUUAACUGUGAGACAGGAAACUGCCUGAUAAUUACAAUUCCAGUUCUUCAUUGGCCACCUUGAGCUGAGAGAAGCAAACAUAAGGAAACUCUUGCCAUUGUUUUUGGGCAAACAUUAAUAUGUCCAUCUUGUUGACAGUUUUUAAGAGUUUUUUCCAAACUCUCCCCUCUAUCUGUUACAGUUCCUGCUGUGUCUUACCUCUCCAUCCUGUUAUCCUUCUGUUCCUCCCACUUUGCCCUCUUUUGUAAUAAAUCUUUACUUUGCUUGCCAUUGGCAAUGAAAAUGACCACCAGACCUUUUUAUUUCUUGAUAAUCAUAAACUGAUGUUUCCGUUUUGUGAGAGAAAACUUAAACUUUUGUGCUUAAACUUUUGUGAAACAAAUUCUUUAACUUUAUCAUGCAGGGUUUGAAGCCCCUCUCCCUCUUGAAACCUCACUACAGAUUAAACAAUCUGUUUGUUUCUAUCUUGUUGUCAUUAACAAAAAGCUAGUAGUGCUUGUUGUGGUAAGUGAUAUGUAUUGAUUGUGCCAGGUGGCUCUUUCACAGAAGAGUGUGUUAGGUGAGACGAGAGGAUUGUGUCCUGGGCAGUUGUGCAAUACAUCAAGGAAUUUCUUUUAAAUUAAACAUAUCAUAGGUUGCAAUCAGAUGACAAUGCUCAUUUCCCCCCUCACCUUAAAAACUCCCCAAGACAAGAUGAACAUAUGAACAAAGCUUAAUCUCCCCUCCAAUCACUUCUCCAUAAU
Lingula anatina is the source of this 3075-nucleotide messenger RNA. RefSeq names its product glycerophosphodiester phosphodiesterase 2. Gene Ontology annotation, molecular function: phosphoric diester hydrolase activity. Lineage: Eukaryota; Metazoa; Brachiopoda; Lingulata; Lingulida; Lingulidae. The record is from RefSeq and is a predicted model, not a curated record. Gene Ontology annotation, biological process: lipid metabolic process.